Bufo bufo (common toad) is the source of this 1942-nucleotide messenger RNA. RefSeq names its product vasohibin 1 (gene VASH1). Bases 535 to 1497 code for a protein of 320 amino acids. The transcript has 7 exons. NCBI's taxonomy places the organism in Eukaryota, Metazoa, Chordata, Amphibia, Anura, Bufonidae. Gene Ontology annotation, cellular component: cytoplasm. The record is from RefSeq and is a predicted model, not a curated record. Gene Ontology annotation, biological process: regulation of angiogenesis.
GAUUAGGGGGCUGCUGUCUGCGGGGUCCCAGGAGUAGGGGGCUGCUGUCUGCGGGGUCCCAGGAGUAGGGGGCUGCUGUCUGCGGGGUCCCAGGAUUAGGGGGCUGCUGUCUGUGGGGUCCCAGGAUUAGGGGGCUGCUGUGUGCGGGGUCCCAGGAUUAGGGGGCUGCUGUCUGUGGGGUCCCAGGAUUAGGGGGCUGCUGUCUGCGGGGUCCCAGGAUUAGGGGGCUGCUGUCUGUGGGGUCCCAGGAGUAGGGGACUGCUGUGUGCGGGGUCCCAGGAGUAGGGGGCUGCUGUCUGCGGGGUCCCAGGAGUAGGGGGCUGCUGUCUGCGGGGUCCCAGGAGUAGGGGGCUGCUGUCUGCGGGGUCCCAGGAGUAGGGGGCUGCUCUCUGGGGGGGGGGGGCAGGUGUGAAUGGCUUUGGAAAGGUAACAUCCAGUUGAUGGGUGACAGUGGCUCCAGCUACGCACUGUUUUGGGGCCCGGGAAGAAGCAGCAGGGUGUGAUGUGUGGGGGCCACAGGUGGGUGGAUCAGGAAUGUCUGAGGGUCUUUCCAACGGUGUUGUGGAUGAAGAUGGAGGGGUCCCAUUUUAUGUGAAUAGGGGGGGCCUACCUAUAGAUGGGCCCACAUGGGAGCGGAUGUGGGCAUACGUGGCACGGACUCAUCCAGAUGGGGAGACUCUUGUCAAGUCAAUACGGAACGCUGUGGAUCUGCCCCGGGUGCCAGUCCCACCAGUGCCCGCGCUGACAUCCACCGCCUCAGUGCCAGAGCGCGUGGAGGCCGCGCAGAGAUACAUCCGAGAGCUGCAAUACAACCACACGGGGACCCAGUUCUUUGAGAUCAAGAAGACACGGCCACUGACCGGGCUGAUGGAUCUGGCCAAAGAGAUGACCAAGGAAGCUCUCCCCAUCAAAUGUCUGGAGGCCGUCAUUCUGGGCAUAUAUCUGACCAACAGCAUCCCCGGCCUGGAGCGAUUCCCCAUCAGCUUCAAGACGCAGUUUGCGGGCGGCUGCUUCCGCCACAUCGUGCUGGGCCUGCACUGGGGCGGAUACUUUGGGGCCCUCGGAAUCAGCCGGCGGGAGGACCUGAUGUACAAGCCUCUGCGGCACAGGAGCCUGCACGAGCUGAUGGCGGAUUUCCAGGACGCCUACGCUCGCUGCUGGCACGCGCUCUGGAAGAUAAAGAUUGGCCCGUACGUGUCACAUGACCCGCACAGCGUGGAGCAGAUUGACUGGAAACAGUCCGUGCUGGACGUGCAGAACCUGGGUGCGGAGGAGCUGCGCAGGGAACUGGAGCGCCACAGCAGAGAGAUGAGACUCAGGAUAAUCAAAGGACCCCCAUCACCCCCUAAGGAGCGAAGAAGGGAGGUCACCCCAUCCCCCCAGCGAGGACAGGCCAGCCCACAGCGCAGGGAGCGGCUGGACAGACGGCCUUCAGGGGACAAACCUGCAGAUCCCAAGUCCUUACCUGACCUCGGAAGCUACCAAAUCCGAGUGUGAGGGGCACCACCGCAGUGACAGUCGCUCCUCUCACCUCCAUGUACCACUUGGACCUUCCCUCCUCCUGAGCGGACACACACCUCGGGUGCGCCUCUGGAUUUAGGGAGGGGGUUACAGGGCAGUAUUAACCCUUUGCAGAUUGCCUUAUCACCAAGCCACAUGUGCCAGCCUAUCAGGACGCGUGAUUCGGAGACGCCAGUUCUCCUGGCACUUUUUUACACUUCCCUAAUAAAGCAUCAGCUGAUGGUGGCGCCCGCGUCUGCUUUCUGGGGUAACGGCCGGACAGCAGCCAGUCCUUUCUUGUAGGUGUUUAUUGAGGCGCCAGCUCGUGCAGAAUUAAAAUGGUUUCUUAUAUACACUUUAUACAUGUGGUCCCCCUCCCCCGCGGAGCAGCAGACCCCUGAGAAUGGCUGGGCAGCCAUCAAUCGUAAAAGAAGAGAGAGAU